AUGACGUUCCAUUACUUAAGUAGCAGCUAUUCCAGUUCUACUUUCUGUUUUUUUUUUUUUUUUUUUGUGCAGUUGGAAGAACACGACAAAGCUUUACGGAUCCUUGUGUACAAGCUACAGGAUUAUGGGGCUGCAGAAAACUACUGUCAUGUUAACUCAUCUGGGCAUGAUAAGAAGUACAGAAGAAGGCUUUUCCAGAUUCUUCUAGGUGUCUACUUGGACCCCUUAGAAGGGAAGCAAGAUUCAUUGGUUGCACCAGCCAUCAACCUUCUUAACAGUGACCUUGCUGACUUUGAUGAAGUUCGGGUUCUUCAGAUUAUUCCAGACAGCUGGUCAGUCGGUCUGGUAUCCAAGUUCCUCACUCACACGUUGCGUCACAAUAUGCAUUCAUGUAGGACGACCAAAAUACAACGAAUGCUCGCCCGAGGCGAAAACUUAAAUCUGAAAUCUGUAUUAUGUGCAGAGAAUAAACAUCCAAUUUUUGUUGCAGAAGAUCGAAUUUGUAAAGUAUGCAAUCAACCUUUCACGGAUGCCACAUUCGUACGGUACCCAAAUGGCACCAUAACUCACGUAACAUGUGCAAGAAACAGAUCCGUUUGUCCAGUAACAGGCAAACUUUUUAGUACUAAAAAGUCCUAUUAAUGAAACUUGGUAUAAAAUUAUUAUCUAUGUUUGUGAAGAUGUGAAGAUUAAUUUUUUUUCAUGGGGUGGGAUAGAGACCAUUUAAUCAAUUUUAUUGCAGCCAGCUGUUAAUUUGCUACCAAAUAGCAGCAUAACUCAUGCAAGAAACAGAUCGGUUUGUCCAGUCACUCUGGCAGACAUUUCAGUACUAAAAAAUCCUAUUAAUGAAAGUUAUAUAUAAAUCUUACCUAUGUUUAUAAAGAUGUGAAGAUUAAAUUUUUUCAUGGUAGAGUGGUGGGAUAGGGACCCAUUUGAUUAACUCUAUUUUAACCCUUUCCAGUCGUAUGGCGUGGUGACGACGCCCUCUUUAACCCUACUUUAUAGCGAGGGGUGUCGUAGGUACGCCCUGCAUACAUUUCUUAAUUAUUUGUUUUCUAGCUAUGCUGCCACUAUAUAAUUGUUUGAGAGUGACGUAGGAGUAUUUAUGAAGUGUUCCCUGUAUUCAGACCAAAUAAAAUGGCUGCGCCCAGUGAAAACCCGACAUUUAGUGUAGAUAAUGUAAAUUUUCAGCUUUGGGUGCAGCUUCUGGUAAAGGUAAUGGGGCAGACUGGAAAGACAGAUAUUCAUUCCCUACCACCAGUUCUUCAGUAGUACAUCAUUCCUUCUAUGUUUAACGUCAGGCUACGGAGGAAAAUUUGUUUUUGAUAUGUUGCAGAACUAAUUUUUCUAAGACACAAAAAGCAUAUUUGAAGGAAAACUUGGAAGCGGUUAAUGGGAUACAGAUAUUUGAAUAUUUAAAAACUGGAGGUAAAAAGAGUGCCUGGCUGUAAAGAUGAUACUGUCUGCAUUGAGCUACAGUAAUGUACUGCAAUAAUAAUAUUAUUUCAAAUAAUGUACUUAAUUUGUACAUUUUUAGUAAACUAAUGGUGAAGCAAGAAUUCUUACAGAUGAUGGAGUAUUCCUCUGUUUUGUAGAACCCCCACUAAUAAAAGUAUGACAUAUAUUAAAGAUUUUAAUAAUUCUUAAAAAUAUUAUAAAUGUAUUUUAUUGUUUGUCAUAAUAUUUGGAUCUAAUUGUCUAGAAGGGCAUUUAUUGUUCUUAUCUUUUAAUUUUCCUGUAUCUAUAUGUUGAAUAUUUUUUAAUUAAAUAUAAUAUACAGGUAUAUUCAUUAUAUAUUUGUCAUUAACUAUACCAAUACCCUACAUACUAAAGAAUAUUGAAUUUUUUUUUAUGAAGGCAUAUUUUAUCGAAUUAGGUUGAAAUAUUCUAGCUCUUUGCCCUAUAAAUAAAAUUCAAUGUUGGAUCCAGGAAUUUUAAAUACAGGGGACCAUGUAGAGACUUUCACAGAUAGUGGUCUAGACCACCUCAACCCCCAUCAUGUUUACGGCUGAGGUAAGAAAAUUUAUAAUUGUGGCACCUUUAGGUUGCCAGAAAUGACACUCUCUUGAAUAUAAUUUUAUUUAUUUUUUUUCAUUUUUCCAUUUAAAUUUUUAAAAAUUUAAUGGGCCCAGGGCAACUGGACUAGUCCCCCCCCCCCUACCCACCACUUGAAUCUGCCACUGGAAUUCUUAAAAUAUAUCUUCCAGACAUUUGGAAGGUUGUAAUAUAACAAAUAGAUAUAAAGUGAAUAAAUUACUACACAGAAUAUUAGUACAGUA
Molecule: messenger RNA, 2279 nt
Organism: Anneissia japonica
Lineage: Eukaryota; Metazoa; Echinodermata; Crinoidea; Comatulida; Comatulidae
Product: transforming growth factor-beta receptor-associated protein 1-like
Exons: 4
Coding region: 1-642 (213 amino acids)
Biological process (GO): vesicle-mediated transport; endosomal vesicle fusion; autophagy
Cellular component (GO): cytoplasm; membrane
Source: RefSeq, a predicted model, not a curated record